UCGCGUGCUUGGGUUUGAAACAAGUCUUUGUCUUGUAGUCCUGUUCAUAUGCUCGGUGGGCAGCACAUGUAGUUCUCACUGAUCCAGUCAGACUCGUGAUGCUGUCAUCUCGCGAAGGUAAUAUGCUCUAGAUUAGAUGCACGUGAUGUUCAGGCUGCAGCUCCACUCCGCGCUUACAUCUCGAAUUUUCCAACGGCUAUCCCCAGUUCUAUCUUGAUGUUCGACACUUAAGGUUUACUUGCUCGUUCAAGAGAGUCGGCAACAAUCAAAACUUGUGGCUCGCAAGCCAAUCGAGCUUUGUCGAGUCUUUGGUUCACCGCUUGAACAUCUCACAACUCGCUAUUCGACAUUCAUCGCGCCUUCCUCACGCGCAUCAAAAUUGUCAUCCACCACCAUGCUUGCUGAGACAGAACUCAGCAAGCUGGAGGGCCAACUCGCCAACUUCAACAUCUCGACAAAGGCUCGCCAAGAUGCGCUAGAAGAACUGACCCUCUCAUACGGUCAACUUCUUGAAGAUUAUCGUACUUUGCGCAGUGACUACGAAGAGGAGAAGGAGUCACGCGAAAAGUACAAGAAGCUCGCCCGCGGUCAAGAGCGCAAUCCUUUUGUGCUCGUUCUCGUCGACGCCGAUGGCUAUGUUUUCGAAGAUUCUCUUAUCAAAGGUGGUGCCGAAGGUGGUGUGAGAGCAGCUAACCUCCUCCAUGACACCAUUCGAGACCGGCUCUCACGAUAUGGCCGUGAGUAUGAGAACUGCAAAGUCAUGGUCCGCGCAUACACCAAUCUUGCUGGCCUGUCCAAGACUCUCGCACGUGCAGGUCUCGCCGGAAACGAGGCACGCUCGCUGAGUCCUUUCUGUUCCAACUUCACGCGUGCUCACGACCUCUUCGACUUUGUGGAUGCAGGUGACAAGAAAGAAAAUGCGGACAACAAGAUCCGCGAGAUGUUCCGUCUGUUCAUCGAGAACAACCAGUGUAAACACAUAUUCUUUGCCGGUUGUCACGAUACCGGCUACUUGAAUCUCCUGACUCCUUAUAUUGGCAAGAACGACAAGAUCACACUUGUCCAUGGAUCGUCGUUCAGCCCUGAGUUCAACCGCCUUGGUCUCAAUAUUGACAGUCUCAAUGGCCUGUUCCAUAACAACCCUCUUGAUGGUUUGGAAGCUCGACGUCCUAACAAACCUCCUCCAGCCUCCUCGCAAUCUAUGGCUAUGUCCAACGGUCAUUCUGGAUCUGCUCCUCCCAGCACACCCAUCUGUACACAUUACCUACGAGGCACUUGCAAGUUCGGAAACGGCUGCAAGAAGUCGCACUCGACCGGAGGAGACUCGUGGCGUCCGAAUGAGCACACCUCUGGUCGUGAGUUUGCUCAUAGAAACUCUAUACAAUCAUCGUUCUUUCCACCGCCGGCCAGUUACAACACUCCGGUACCUAGUAGUACGGGUGUCGACUCUCCGUUGUCCGGUAUGCCACUAACAUCUCCGGGAUAUGGCUCUUCUGCAUUCCCUCCAGCCUCUCCAUCUAUGUCACAUGUGCAACCCUCUGUUGCUCUACCCAGACAAUCACCGGAGAACGCCAAUCUUGUCCCCGUCAACAAAGACGGCCAUAGGUUGGACUUUUACCUACAAACACCAACCAGCGAGGACUGGAAAGCUUACAAUGCUCGAGUUACUCAGCAAAAGCUUUGCAAUGAACACCAACUAAAAGGAUACUGCAAGAAAGGACAAGAAAGCUGUGGGUUUGACCACAGCCCUAUCUCUGAUGGCAUCAAGCUCGUCCUCAAACAUAUGGUUCAUGAUUAUCCGUGCGGUCGCAAAGGAGACUGCCGCUUCAAGAACUGCAACAUGGGACAUAUCUGCUUCCGCGAAAAGUGCGGCGGCUCAAGUGGUAAAGGUGCCUGUAGGCUGAACCGCUUUAUGCAUGGUAUUGAUCCUGUCGUCGCUCAGUGGGUGCCAGCUGUACAAGAUAUGGAAGUUUACAACCCUGAUUCUUUCGGCAUCACCUCUGGCGAGAAUAACGUUGGCGAGGAGAACGACAUCACCUCGCAUGCGACCAGCGAUCCACCUCAAAGCGAGAACGGUGUCAACCUGCCUUUUGAUCCAGAGCCGCACUCGAGCGACUUGGAUUAGUUGUCUGAAACGCUUGAGCAACAGCGACUCGAAGUAUCCCCACGCUCCAAGAUCAAGUCACUGACAUUUUCGAAGCUGGCGGUUAUGAGAGCCGAGGCCAAAGCUAAGGGAGAAGCUAAAGACUAAUCCACUGAGCUGGUUUUUUGAUAAUGCUGUCACCGAUCAUACAUCUUACAACAAAUAUGUCGAACGACUACGACGAAACGUCAAAGCAAGCAAAUGGCCUUGCUUUGAUGACAUUCUGCCCAUGACUAGGAAGAAGGAAUUAUGGAGCAAUGGGUGCUGCGAAGACGAAGGAAGUC
This is a messenger RNA of Aureobasidium pullulans EXF-150, 2427 nucleotides long. RefSeq lists its product as uncharacterized. Bases 395 to 2125 code for a protein of 576 amino acids. NCBI's taxonomy places the organism in Eukaryota, Fungi, Ascomycota, Dothideomycetes, Dothideales, Saccotheciaceae. The record is from RefSeq and is a predicted model, not a curated record. Gene Ontology annotation, molecular function: metal ion binding. The transcript is spliced from 3 exons.